AGUUGCUCUUGCGGCAUGUUAGCAUCACAUGACUGCUAUGGGUCACGUGACAUUGUUUUGUAUUAAGCCGCUGUUCGCUGCAGACUCUGGAGUCUGGAGUAGUAGCUAGUAAAGGUUGAAAUGGCAAGAAACGAGGAGAAACAACAAGGGAAAUUGAACAGACUAUGGCUUCAGAAAGAGAGAGAGGAGGGACGCAUCAAAGAUGUCCACGAGCGGAGACCCAAGCUGUCUACUCUUAAUUCAACUUCCUCUGUGAAAAAGUGGAUCCCCGGCAUCAAGAAUGAAAUAGAAUAUUAUUUGCAACAAUCCCAGCUGUCUCAUUACCCAGAGAGGAAGAUAGCCGAGUUCCAACUGCACAUUGAGGCUUUAGAAAAAGAGUACAAAAGCUUCAUUGCCAAACUACGAGUUCUGGACCCCACCUGCAAACAUAAGCCAUGGACUCCUCGAGCAUACUGCAAACGAAGAGCAGAGACACAAGACUCUCCAAAUAUCGUUAAGAACCCUCGGCCCUGUGAGUCAUAUGAUGGUAGCAGUCAGUUAAGUGGAAGUGAGAGUGACUUGGCCCGCAAUUGGACAGGAUGUCACAAAACCUCAGCCCCUGAGAGAAGUUCAGCGACCAGGUUUCAAACCCCUGUCCCCACCAAGCCAAACUCCGAAACCUCAGAGGACGUCUGUGCAGACCAGGACCAGCCCCUCUCCUUCGACCAUACAAGGCUGGCGGUGGCCACUGCUGCGUUCAGAGGAUCGUCAGUUCAGCGAGGCUCCUCUCAAACACAGAGCCUAGCCAGAGUGCUGCAGUCUGGCCUGCCAAACCUCGUUAACGCUUCAUUAAGGCAAACAUUUUCAACCCAGAGCGGAGACACACAGAAUGAUGGCGGUGCAGCGAUGGGAUCUGUCGUUGGACAGAAAAGUGUCGUCCGAGACUGUGAAGCAACAGAAAUGGUACCUGGGAAAUCAUCCAUCACUGGGACAACAGAGGAGAGGAUGGGUCAUGUACUGGGACUAGACUGUUACUCUUCUUCUGAUGAGGAGUGUGACACGUGACGUUUUUACGUGAUCAUGACAUUUUACAAUGAAGUAUUUUAUGAAACAUCUUGAGUGCUCUGGGUUCAUUCAAAGGCUUCCUUUCCUUUAGCUAAAUUGAACUGAACUGAAUUGAAAAUGACUAGGACUGCAUCACGGCGAUACCUCGACAUGUAAUUGGUAUACAGAAAAUCUGAAUAUUAAAGCCCCGCUCACAACA
This is a messenger RNA of Sander lucioperca (pikeperch), 1243 nucleotides long. RefSeq lists its product as uncharacterized. The coding region runs from base 121 to 1044 and encodes 307 amino acids. Lineage: Eukaryota; Metazoa; Chordata; Actinopteri; Perciformes; Percidae. The transcript has 5 exons. The record is from RefSeq and is a predicted model, not a curated record. Gene Ontology annotation, biological process: generation of catalytic spliceosome for second transesterification step.